This is a messenger RNA of Rhizophagus irregularis DAOM 181602=DAOM 197198, 387 nucleotides long. RefSeq lists its product as uncharacterized. Lineage: Eukaryota; Fungi; Glomeromycota; Glomeromycetes; Glomerales; Glomeraceae. The record is from RefSeq and is a predicted model, not a curated record.
AUGGAAUCAGUAGAAAAGGAGGAGGAAGAGACAGAAAGAGAUGAAAGCCCUAUCCAAGUAGAAGACAGAGACGUAUGCACUAAGCGAAAUGAUAUGAAUCAAGAGUUAAAAAAUAUUUUAUCAAAAGUAUUUGUAAAUGCUUCACUAGAGUAUUAUGAUGAAAUGGAAAAGACUUAUUAUUCGGCUAAUUUUCUAACUGUAUGUUUUAACUGUGGUUCAUCUGAAUAUAUUACGCCUGUACCUGAAAAACAAUAUCCUUACUGUGAAGCGUACACCACAGAUCUAAACGUAUCGAUUAAAACAGAUAAAGGAUUAAAUUUUUCGGAUAGUACUCAAUCUCGGAGACUUCAGAGCAAAAGAAAAGGGAAAAAAGUGAGAAAAGAUUGA